Messenger RNA from Echinops telfairi (small Madagascar hedgehog), 1274 nucleotides. It is a transcript of the gene BTBD17, whose product is annotated as BTB domain containing 17. The record is from RefSeq and is a predicted model, not a curated record. The transcript has 4 exons. Lineage: Eukaryota; Metazoa; Chordata; Mammalia; Afrosoricida; Tenrecidae. The coding region runs from base 59 to 1048 and encodes 329 amino acids. Gene Ontology annotation, molecular function: protein binding.
CAGGAGCAGCCUGGCUGCAGGCCCCUACCGAGGACUUGGGGGGGGGCGUGGACCCAAGAUGCUGCGAACAGAGAGCACCAAGCCUGGGUCCUGGGGCAGCUUCUGGGCCAUCCUGACUUUGGUGGGCCUGGCCACCCGCUCAGCCCAGCGAGCCGACGUCGGUGGGGAGGCAGCGGGCCCUUCCAUCAACCAUGCCCAGAUGCUGCUGCAGCGCCUGCAGGAACUGCUGCGGCAGGGCAACGCCAGCGACGUGGUCCUGCGGGUGCAGGCGGUGGGCACCGAGGAGGUCCGUGUCUUUCACGCCCACCGCCUGCUGCUGAACCUGCACAGCGAGCUCUUCCGGGGACUGCUGGGGAACCAGAGCGAGGUGGAGCUGCUGGAGCCCCGAGACUGCGCCGCCGUCUUUGACAAGUUCAUCAGGUACCUGUACUGCGGUGAGCUGACCUUGGUCCUGGCCCAAGCCAUCCCCCUGCACAAGCUGGCCACUAAAUACGGAGUGACCUCGCUGCGGCGCGGCGUGGCCGACUACAUGCGCGCGCACCUGGCGGGGGGCGCGGGCCCCGCGGUGGGCUGGUACCACUACGCCCAGAGCACCGGCGACGAGGCGCUGCGCGCCAGCUGCCUGCAGUUCCUGGCCUGGAACCUGUCGGCGGUGGCGGGCAGCGCCGAGUGGGCCCUCGUGAGCCCCGAGCUGCUGGCGCAGCUGCUGCAGCGCUCGGACCUGGUGCUGCAAGACGAGCUGGAGCUGUUCCAGGCGCUGGAGGCCUGGCUGGGGCGCGCGCGGCCGCCUGCGGUGACGCCGGCCAGCAGCGGCGGCGAGGCGGCAGGCGUGAGCUUCCAGAAGACCGUGCUGGUGGGCGCGCGGCAGCAGGGCCGCCUGCUAGUCCGCCACGCCUACCACUUCCACCAGAGCAGCGAGGAGGCCGGCGACUUCCUGGCGCACGCUGACUUGCAGCGGCGCAACUCAGAGUACCUGGUGGAGAGCACCCUGCACCUGCACCUCAUCGUCAAACCCGUGUACCACACCCUGAUUCGGACCCCCAAGUAGCCACGCGGGGUCGGGGAGAGAGUCCCCGUGUGCGUGACCGAGAGGGGCUGAGCUGGGGUGGAGGGUGGAGGCGGUGGUGAAUAGAGGUGACUGUAGACCUGACGCUGGGGCUGGGGCUGGGGCUGAGGCAAGGUGGUACUAGGCUACGGGUGGUAGACCAGAUGGCUGGUUUCAGAGUCGUCUGCAUAGGAUGCUCUUGGUUUUAAAUAAAAUAGCGUUCAGAGAG